This is a messenger RNA of Plasmodium reichenowi, 496 nucleotides long. RefSeq lists its product as hypothetical. The annotation marks the transcript as partial. Gene Ontology annotation, cellular component: trans-Golgi network; endosome. The transcript has a single exon. NCBI's taxonomy places the organism in Eukaryota, Apicomplexa, Aconoidasida, Haemosporida, Plasmodiidae. Gene Ontology annotation, biological process: Golgi to endosome transport. The record is from RefSeq and is a predicted model, not a curated record.
AUGAUAAAGAAGAGCGAGGAAUCUAAACGCCUGUUGAGGAAGAAAUUGAACAAUGACAUAACGAAUAUUUUAUUACUUUUUGAGAAAGUACAAGAGUGGGCUGAUUUAAGUAAUAUAUUACAAAAGUUAUAUUUGACUAUAGAGAAAUAUGAAUUAUUUGUUGAUAUAUCAUCUAAAUUUUUAUUAUUUCGAAGAUUAUCACAAUGUUUGAAUCCUUUAUUACCAUCAGGAGUACAUUCGAAAGCAUUGAUAAUAUAUUCAUCUAUUUUUAAAAAGGUGGAGAUGGAUUUUUUUAUAAAUAAUAUUCAUAUAUUAUGUUCUGGUAUAUUUGAGUUUAUGUUACAUUGUACAAUAAAUUUAAAAACAAUAUAUUUUAAAAAUAUAAAGAGUAUAUUACGUUUAAAAGAAAAUGUGUAUAUAUUUGCGUAUGCUUUAUUAUUAUCCUUAUUUAAUGUGGUUGACAGCGAUAAUAAUAUUUUGUUAUAUAUUUAUUCUA